Molecule: messenger RNA, 3473 nt
Organism: Penicillium crustosum
Lineage: Eukaryota; Fungi; Ascomycota; Eurotiomycetes; Eurotiales; Aspergillaceae
Product: putative mRNA-nucleus export ATPase (Elf1)
Exons: 5
Coding region: 1-3237 (1078 amino acids)
Molecular function (GO): ATP binding; ATP hydrolysis activity
Source: RefSeq, a predicted model, not a curated record
AUGCCACACACUGUCUCCCCCUCUGAGACUCCCGCCAUGCCGACCAUCGUCGCAAAGGGCCCCUCGGGCUCCCUUGAUGGCGCAUAUGCCUUGACCAACCUGCUCAUGCAGGGUGCCGGCUGUGCAGGCCUACUGAACUACAAUGUUCUCGCUAAUGUCCGCAAGGCUGCCUCCGAUAAGAAGAAUGGUGCGAAGCGCGAGAGUGCCAUGCUCAUUAUCGGUGCUUUGUUCGAGCGCUUCCCCCGAGAGUUCCCUCUCAGUGAAGUCGUUUUCCUCUUGCACGACGGAGGUAUCUUUGACAUUGCUCUGGAUGCCCUAUCUGACAAGGGUGCCGUUGUGCGCGAUGCUGCCCAGUACGCCAUCGAUGCGCUCUUCGGAUGUCUCAGCCCCGAGGCCAUGGUCAACGGUCUGAUUCCCGCCCUCGAGCGCUACCUGUCCAAGGGCUCUGGCAAGUGGCAAGGAUUUGUCGGUGCCUACUCGCUUAUCGAAAAGAUGGCGGUCAAGGCGCAGUUGGGCAAGGGUACCAAGGACGAGGAGCGCCAGAAGGACUUGCUGCGCGAAUCUAUGGGCAAGACCUUGAAGGAGCUCAUUCCCAUUGUUGAGUCCGGCAUGCACGACCUCAAGAGCGAAGUGGCCAAGCAGUCUUGCAAGACCAUGACUGCCCUGACCACCCUUCUGUCCAACGACGACGUUGCCCCCCACUAUGGAGAACCCCUCCGCUCAGACUCUCCAGAAGGCGAUUCACGCUCUGUCCCAGACCACCUUCGUCGCCAUCGUCACAUCCCCCGUGUUGGCCAUGCUCACCCCUCUGCUCGCCCGAUCCCUCAACACCCCUGCUACCCCCAAGAAACCCUUCGCCAGACUGUUGUCGUUGUGGAGAACUUGACCAAGCUGGUCCACGAUCCCGCCGAGGCUCGUACCUUCCUCCCCAAGCUCCAGCCUGGUGUGAAGUCGGUCAAGGAGACCGCCUCCCUGCCCGAGGUUCGUGAGCUCGCCACCCGUGCUCUCGACGUUAUCGAGACUGCCAUGGGAGACAGUCAUCUCGCCUCGGGUUCCAUCUCUAAGACCACCCCUGAGGAGGUCCUGGAUGUGCUGAAUGCAAAGAUUCAGGAGCACGGUGGUCUGGGUGGAUUUGGUGACUCCAAGCUGCAGGAUCUGGCCAAGAACUACAUUGCUGGUAUGGUCCGCGAGGAUAUCAACUCCCGCAUGCACGACCGUAUCCCCGACCGCAUUGACCCAUACCUCCGCGGUCUGCUUGCGGAUGGCAACACAGAGGCCGUUGCCACUGCUGUCCAAUCCCACUACAUUGCAGCGGAUGAAAUCAAGUUCGGCAAGCCCGCCCCCGAGGACCCCAACGAUGUUGAGAUUGUCAACGCCGACUUCUCUCUUGCUUACGGAGGUAUGCUCCUUCUGUCCCACACCAACCUGCGCCUCCUCAAGGGUCACCGAUACGGUCUCUGCGGUCGCAACGGUGCCGGCAAGUCUACCUUGAUGCGCAGUAUCGCCAAUGAGAAGCUGGAAGGCUUCCCGCCCCAGGAUGUGGUUCGCACUUGUUUCGUGGAGCACAACCAGGGUGAAGACGCCAACCUGACCAUCCUUGAGUAUGUUGCCAAGGACCCCAAGAUUGUUGCUCAGGGCAUGGAUCACAUUCGUGAGGUUCUACUCGAGUUCGGCUUCACUGAUGGCCCUGAGGGCCGCCAGUCCCAGCCCGUGGGCUCGCUGUCCGGUGGUUGGAAGAUGAAGCUGGCUUUGGCCCGUGCUAUGCUCCAGAAGGCUGAUGUUCUCCUGCUGGACGAACCUACUAACCACUUGGAUGUGGCAAACGUCAAGUGGCUGCAGGAGUACCUUCGGUCGCACACUGAGAUCACCAGUCUGAUCGUCAGUCACGACUCCGGUUUCCUCGAUGAAGUCUGCACAGAUAUCUACCACUACGAGAGCAAGAAGCUUGUCUGCUACAAGGGUAACCUUGCCGAAUUCGUCAAGCAGAAGCCUGAGGGCAAGAGUUACUACACUCUGUCCGCAUCCAAUGUGCAGUUCAAGUUCCCUCCCCCGACUCGUGCCAUUAUGCGCAUGAGCAACGUCUCAUACACCUAUCCUGGCGCCCCUCGCCCCUCGCUGCACGAUGCCUCGCUGUCGCUUACACUCUCCUCCCGUGUCGCUAUCAUUGGUGGAAACGGUGCCGGCAAAUCUACUUUCAUCAAGAUUCUGACUGGUGAGACCAUUCCCCAGGGAGGAAAGGUGGAGAAGCACCCCAACUUGCGUAUUGGUUACAUCAAACAGCACGCUCUGGAGCACGUGGAGAUGCACUUGGAGAAGACUCCCAGCCAGUACCUCCAGUGGCGUUACGCCAACGGUGACGAUCGUGAAGUGUUCCUGAAGCAAACCCGUAUUCUCACUGAAGAGGACAAGGCACAGCUGGAGAAGCCAGUUGACCUGGGUGACGGCCGCGGUGCCCGUCGUAUCGAGACCUUGAUUGGUCGUCAGAAGUGGAAGAAGUCCUUCCAGUAUGAGGUCAAGUGGGUUGGUCUUCUCCCCAAGCACAACACCAUGAUCUCGCGUGAGACCCUGCUUGAGCUCGGUUUCUUCAAGCUGGUUCAGGAGUUCGACGAUCACGAGGCUUCCCGUGAAGGUCUGGGCUUCCGUGUUCUUGACCCCAAGACCAUUACCAAGCACUUCGAGGACAUCGGUAUGGACCCCGAGAUCGCCAACCACAACGAGAUCUCCGGUCUUUCUGGUGGUCAGAAGGUCAAGGUCGUGCUUGCUGGUGCCAUGUGGAACAACCCCCAUCUGCUGGUCCUGGACGAGCCGACUAACUUCUUGGAUCGUGACUCGCUCGGUGGUCUGGCUGUUGCCAUCCGUGACUUCAAGGGUGGUGUUGUUAUGAUUUCUCACAACGAGGAGUUCGUGGGCGCCCUCUGCCCCGAGCAGCUGCACAUUGCCGAUGGCCGUGUUGUCAGCCGUACCAACAAUGCCGUCAGCCUCGACCGCUUCGAGGAUAGCGCUACCAACUCGCCUUCUGGCCCUGGUACCCCCGCUACUGGCUCGGCCGUUACCAGUGCUGCCCCAUCCGCCGUGAACUCUGGCGAUGAAGGCGACCUCAAGUUCCGCGCUAAGAAGAAGAAGAAGAUGACCCGUGCUCAGCAGAAGGAGCGUGAGACCCGCCGUCGUCUGCGCUACAUCGAAUGGUUGAACUCCCCCAAGGGUACCCCCAAGCCCGUGGACUCCGACGACGAAUAGACGUGCUUCCACGUGCUUCAACAUUAUGAUUCGUAAUCGCUGAGAGAAUAAUUCCGAUUAUAUCCUCGCAUCAUGAGCACCAUGUUAAUGUUUUGGUCUGCAUUGGAUCUGAUAGACGGUGUUUCGGCGUUUUGUUCUCCUAUUUUUCCGGCAUAGAUUUUGUUUAAGUGCCGUUUUCGCUAGUAUUGUACAUGUUUCCGACGGAUACCUUAGUGCAUCUACCAUGUCAAAGCAAA